Molecule: messenger RNA, 2728 nt
Organism: Punica granatum (pomegranate)
Lineage: Eukaryota; Viridiplantae; Streptophyta; Magnoliopsida; Myrtales; Lythraceae
Source: RefSeq, a predicted model, not a curated record
AUGACAUUUCAACACGGCCAUAUAUAAGACUUGAGAUGGGAUGCCCGGUUUUAUUCAGCACUACACAAUCAUUAACUUAGGCAACUUGCGGGGAGUUCAGAUCAGUCUUGAAGCUCAAAUGAGAUUUCUUGUGUCUUCCACUGUAUUCUGGUCACUUCUAGCAUUAUUGUUGAUGCUUGGUUUGUGUGUGUGCAUGGAUUCACUGAAUCAAUCCCAAUCCAUGAGUGAGGGCGAGACGUUAAUCUCCGCCAGAGGAAAGUUCCAGCUGGGGUUCUUUAGUACAGACAACUCGAGCAACCGUUAUCUUGGGAUUUGGUUUUAUAACAUCCCAAGUAAAACGAUUGUUUGGGUUGCAAAUAGAAAUAAACCCAUCAAUGGCUCCCUGGGUCUUUUGAAGAUCGAGCAUGGGACUCUUGUUAUCCAAGACAACUCUGGACGAGCAUAUUGGUCAUCGAAUCCACGGAGUCUAUCUUCGAGGAGCACAACCACAAAGCUCCUUGAUUCAGGAAACUUGGUUUUGAAAUACGAUAACUCGGAAAGUUAUCUCUGGCAGAGUUUCGACGAUCCUACCGAUACAAUGUUGGCUGGAAUGAAACUUGGCUGGGACUUUAAGGAUGGAAUGGAGUGGCAACUUACGUCAUGGAAGAGUGCAGAGGAUCCUUUUCCGGGGCACUUCUCUUACAGAAUGGAUCCCCGUGGAUUUCCGCAACUGAAGCUUCUUGAGGACAAAAUCACAAGGUUUAGGUCCCAUCCUCGUUUCGGCAGCACCCACACAUCUUUUGAUUCAGUAAUCACCUCGAUAUUCGUAUAUGGUUCUCAGCAAGCAUACUUCUCAUAUGAUCUCCAUGACCAAAACAGUUUGCUAAGGUUUCUCAUAAAUUGCACGGGCAAGCUCCAACAUUACAAAUGGAAUACCCAAACGCUUGAUUGGACGCUCUUAAUUGAGUCACCAAGUGAUUCAUGUGAUGAGUAUGCGAAAUGCGGUCCUAACGCAGUGUGUGUCAUUGUGAAUGCUGUCCGGAUAUGCGAAUGCCUUCCGGGCUAUGUGUCCAAGUCAGCUGAAGGCCCAGACAAGCUUGACCCAUGGUACUCGGGUGGGUGCACAACAAAAAGCCCAUUUAAUUGUUCGGGUCCUGAAGGUUUUAAACGGGUGAAGCGGGUGAAGUUGCCUGAUUUGGUGUUGUUUGAGAUGAAUACUAGCAUGACCCUGAAGGAAUGUGAGAACAUGUGCCUGAGAAAUUGCACCUGCACUGCCUAUGCACAUAUAUUUGAAAGCAGAGACAAAAAAGGCUGCGGGUUUUGGUUCGGAGAUCUUCUUGACAUAAGGAUAAGUUAUAGUGAAUACGAGGCUAGAGAACUUUUCGUCCGCGUUGUGGCAUCAGAGCUAGAAGGAAAUUCCAAAAGGUGGAAGGGGGUCGUUGUUGCUGCGGCUGUGAUUCUAUCAAUCUCUUCUACAAUAUUCUGUUUAUGGGCUUCUUGGAGAAGAAGAAGAGGCCAAGGGGUAAGGCUUGAUGAUCAUGCUGGGGAAGAGGAGAAAUUUGAAUUACCCAUGUUUGGUGUGGCCAUGAUUUCACGAGCAACUAACAAUUUUUCCCAUUUCAACAAGAUAGGGCAGGGAGGCUUCGGUCCUGUUUACAAGGGUCAGCUCCAAAAUGGGCAAGAAAUUGCCGUCAAGAGACUGUCGGAGACUUCUAGGCAAGGCCUCAAUGAGUUCAAGAAUGAGGUAGUGCUGAUUGCAAAACUUCAGCACCGAAACCUCGUAAAACUUUUGGGAUGUUGCAUAGAAGGACAAGAGAGGAUGUUAGUGUACGAGUACAUGCCCAACGGAAGCCUGGAUUCGUUUGUAUUCACAGGCACAACUGGAGGAAGUUAUCUAUUGUGGAGGACGAAAUUUAACAUCAUUAUUGGAGUGGCUAAAGGACUUCUUUAUCUUCAUCAAGAUUCAAGGUUGACGAUUAUCCAUAGGGACCUUAAAGCUAGCAACGUGUUGUUGGAUAGCAAGAUGAACCCAAAAAUAUCGGAUUUUGGCAUGGCCAGGACAUUUGGGGAGGAUCAGUUCUUAGAGAAAACCAAAAGAAUAGUUGGCACAUACGGCUACAUGUCACCGGAGUAUGUUGUUGAUGGGAUAUUCUCAAUAAAGUCAGAUGUCUUCAGCUUCGGAGUGCUUGUACUCGAAAUAGUUUGUGGCAAAAGGAACAGAGAGUUUCAUCAUCCUGACCACAAUUUCAACCUUCUCGGGCAUACGUGGAAUCUAUGGGUUGAAGGGAAUGCACAUGAGCUGAUACAUGAAUGGAUGGAGGAUUCUUUCCCGCUUUCGGAAGUUAUGAGAUGCAUACAAGUUGGGCUCUUAUGCGUACAAAGAUGUCCCGAAGAUAGACCGACCAUGUCUUCUGUGCUCCUGAUGCUUGACAGUGAGAGUAUGAGACUUCCUCAGCCCAAGGAACCAGGGUUUUAUCUAGAAAGGAUCCCUAAUGGAAAAGACUUCAUAAUGGAUGGAAGUGAGAAAACUGCCAAGGAGAUUACUGUAACUCUAUUGGAAGGUCGGUAGAGUUGGGAACAAUCUUUUGAGUUUUCCUAUGUUCAGGGGAAAGAUGUACCUUGUUGAAUCGAUUUUGAGUAUUAAGAGAGUCAUAAAUUUAGUGGCUAUAACCAACAAGUCCUUCGCAGCCAAAUUAAUUCUUUUAGGGAAAAAGAUAUUUUUGAUUCUAUAAGUUUGGUAUUAAGUUAA